AUGGCAGCCGUUUCUGCAGCUAACAUUCCUCCCAAUGCGACAGUAUAUGUCAAAAAUCUAGACGAGCGAAUCAAGGUCGAACAGUUGAAAGUCUCCUUGGAGGAGAUCUUCUCUGAAUAUGGCAACAUUCUAGAGGUCGUCGCAAAGACCAACCUCAAGGCCAAGGGCCAGGCUUUCAUCGUCUUUGACAACGUCGACUCCGCUACCCGUGCUAUCGAGGACAUCAAUGGCUUCGAUCUCUUUGAUAAGCCUAUGGUGCUAGCUUAUGCGAAAACACAGAGUGAUGCGACAGUCCAGCGGGAGGGCGGCAGCGAGGAGCUGGAGGCUCACAAGCGGAGACGCUUAGCUGAGAAAGAGCGGAAGCAAGCCCACGAGGCCCUCGAGGCACAGAAGAAACUCAAGCGUCCUGCCGCCGCCGUCGAAGCCGCACGCCCAGCCAAGACUAUCAAAGGUGCAGGUCUCAAGCCCAGCGCUGGUGCUGCGACCGCCGUCAUUCCGGACGAGUACCUGCCGCCCAACAAAAUCCUGUUUUUGCGGGAGCUGCCCGACGACGCAACCGAGGAGAGUCUAUCUGCUGUCUUUGGCCGGUUCGAGGGAUUCCAGGAGGUCAGAUUGGUUCCUGGUCGCAAGGGAAUUGCAUUCGUCGAGUACGAGGCCGAGGUUGGAGCAAUCAGUGCGAAGGAGGCUACGUCGGGCAUGCCCAUGGGCGAGCAGGGCAAGGCGAUUCGCGUUACCUACCAGCGACAGUAG
Messenger RNA from Penicillium paradoxum, 750 nucleotides. Its product is annotated as U1A/U2B'/SNF family RNA-binding protein. Bases 1 to 750 code for a protein of 249 amino acids. Gene Ontology annotation, molecular function: U1 snRNA binding. Gene Ontology annotation, biological process: mRNA splicing, via spliceosome. The record is from RefSeq and is a predicted model, not a curated record. Gene Ontology annotation, cellular component: U1 snRNP. The transcript has 4 exons. NCBI's taxonomy places the organism in Eukaryota, Fungi, Ascomycota, Eurotiomycetes, Eurotiales, Aspergillaceae.